AUGCAUAGCAAUCCGGCGUACGUUCAAUUUGACAUUGAAAAUCAUAGGCAAUCCAAAUGGUGGCAUCAUCGUUGGGUUAGGAUCUUUGGGAUCGUUUUCAUCGUUUUAACAAUUGUAGUGGCUACUCUAUCUUUGUUGUUAAAAUUUGUCAUUCUUGCUCCAACGAAGCCAGAAAAUAUCAUUACUAGCACAUCAUCUUCGAGAGUAACAACAACAAUAACAUCAACAGCAACGGUCACAUCGACAUUAAUAUCAACCUCGACGACAACAGGAUCAACAACAACAACAACAACAGACACAUUGCCAUUAACAUCAACAUCAACGACAACAGAAUCGACAACAAUCGCAUCGACAAUAACAUCAACAACAACAUUCACAUCGAUAAUAACAUCAUCAACAACAGUCACAUUGACAAUAACAUCAUCAACAACAGUCACAUCGACAACAGUAACCAACACUCCGCAAUCAAGAUGGCUUAAUACGGGUAAUAUGAAUGACGGACGGCAUGAGCAUACAGCAUCGUUGUUAAAAAAUGGAAAAGUAUUAGUUGCUGGUGGCAAUGGGGAUCAUGCCCUUAAUAGUACUGAGCUUUAUGAUCCAUCAACAGAAACAUGGACAAUUACUGAGAGCAUGAAUAAUUCACGAUAUGCACACACAGCAUCUGUAUUAGCAGAUGGAAAAGUGUUAGUCACUGGCGGAUACGAUGGUAACGCAUAUUUGAACACCGCCGAGUUAUAUGAUCCAUUAACAGAAACUUGGACAGUUACUAGUAGCAUGCAUGAUGCACGAAGUUUUCACACAGCAAAUGUAUUAACAGAUGGAAAAGUAUUAGUUACGGGUGGCUAUGGUGGCAAGACUAUUUUAAAUAGUACUGAGUUGUAUGAUCCAUCAACCGGAAUUUGGACAGUUACUGGCCGUAUGAAGCAAGCACGAGACGGGCACACAGCAUCCCUAUUAGCCGAUGGAAAAGUAUUAGUUAUUGGAGGUUUUGGCAACGGUAAUCCUCUAAAUACUGCUGAGUUAUAUGACCCAUCCACAGAAACUUGGAGUACUAGGUCUAACAUGCAUUAUGAACGACAAUAUCAUACAACAUCCGUAUUAACAAAUGGAAAAGUGUUAGUUACUGGUGGAUAUCAUCGUAGUGUGACUGAAAAUAGUGCUGAAUUGUAUGAUCCAUCAACAGGACGUUGGACAAUUAUUGAUAGCAUGAAUGAUGCACGACAUAAUCACCAAGCAUCGCUAUUAACUAAUGGAAAAGUAUUAAUUACGGGUGGCUAUGGUGCGCAUAUUUUAAAUAGUACGGAGUUGUAUGAUCCAGCAACAGGAAUUUGGACCAAUGGUGGCAACAUGAAUAAUGCACGAGAUUAUCAUACUGCAACCAUAUUAACAAAUGGAAAAGUGUUAGUUACAGGUGGAGAUCGUGGCAGCACUUCUCUAAAUUCUACCGAACUAUACGACCCGCCAACAGUUUUAGUGGUAUAA
Messenger RNA from Rotaria sp. Silwood1, 1482 nucleotides. Lineage: Eukaryota; Metazoa; Rotifera; Eurotatoria; Philodinida; Philodinidae. The record is from the annotation of a GenBank genome assembly.